AUGGGCCAUCGAACUAAGCAAGAACGAUAUCACAUAUCGACCACAAACGACGAUAAAGUCUCAGGUCCUCUCGACUUCAGUGCGCACAUACUGUCCGAAGUCGAAAAGGAAGCCCUCCACACUUCUCAAACAAACGACCUCUGGGUCCUAUACACCGACGGCCCAUCUAACGUGUCGGGGUCUGGGAUGGAACGCGUACUUGAAGUCCCAACAGGUGAAGUGAUUCGCCCAUCCAUAAGGUGCUCAGAUAUGACUAACAACGAGGCCGAGUAUGAGGACGUGAUUGCAGGACUAAGACUAGCACUCAAAUAUGGGGUGAAGCGACUAAGGUUGCGAUGUGAUUCUCAGCUUGUGGUCAACCAAGUUACAGGGACUUUCCAAAUCAAGGAGCAGAGGAGUAUUCGCAAAGAUACGCAAACAGGAAGUAAUCGCCUUCAUAUGGAAAAACAUCAUAUGCCGCUUCAGCCUCCCCAAAGAAAUCCGCUGUGA
Molecule: messenger RNA, 489 nt
Organism: Nicotiana tabacum (common tobacco)
Lineage: Eukaryota; Viridiplantae; Streptophyta; Magnoliopsida; Solanales; Solanaceae
Source: RefSeq, a predicted model, not a curated record